AUGAGUUCUUCCUCUUCCAAACCGACGUAUAUCUACAAGCUCAUCCCCUCCACCGCGCCCGUCCCAGAUGAUCUUCCCGAGCGGUUACCGGUCAGCGACCUGGACCAGCGCUCAGGAUUCAUCCACCUCUCCACAGCACCGCAAGUUCCCAACACUCUCAAAUUCUUUUUCAAGGAUGAGCCUCUUGUCUACGUACUUCGAAUCGAAUACGAGCGAGUAGAGAAGGACAUCCGAUGGGAGAAUCCGGAUGCCACCGUGUGCGGACCAAGAGGAGGUGAGGGGUUGUUUCCGCAUCUUUAUAAUGGCCUCAAGUUAGGAAAGGACGAAAUAGAAAGCGUCGCUGUGUGGAAAAAUGAGAACGGAUGGGACGAGGCGCUGAAGAAGGCUGAGUCGUGGCUUGUAUAUUAA
Molecule: messenger RNA, 408 nt
Organism: Rasamsonia emersonii CBS 393.64
Lineage: Eukaryota; Fungi; Ascomycota; Eurotiomycetes; Eurotiales; Trichocomaceae
Exons: 2
Coding region: 1-408 (135 amino acids)
Source: RefSeq, a predicted model, not a curated record